GCCCCCCCUCCCCUCCAGACAGUAUCAUGUUUCUCUCGAUAAACUGCCGAUACUUUAACUUCUGUAAAGGACAUCUGGAUAAAUAACAUGUAUUAGUGAAUAAAGUGUGUUUACAGCUGGAUUUACUGCAGUUUUACAAACCUGGACGAUCACCGACAUAAGAACAGAUUUAAUAUAUUCAUAACUUUAUAAUCCUCCGAAUGUUCACACCAGUUGUUGGAGAUUCUACAGACAAGAAACUUGACAGAAUCCAAGUGAUGAAACGAGACUAAAGAUGAAAACAAAUAUGGAGCACGAAAAGCAGAAAAGGAGAAACAGAAUCUGGGUUAAAUCUUGGCUGAGAAGAAUAUAGAAAAUCUGCCAACACUCCACAAGAGUCCUCCAGACAUCAUGUCCCUCCUUUAUAUUUCCAUCUUAUGGGUCUGUGCCUGUGUGGACAGUGCAGAAUCUCUGGUUACUGUAUCAGCUCCAGUGGGUUCCACAGUCAUCCUGCCGUGUAAACUGACUGAAGAGUUAAAACCAACAUCAGUUAUUAGGUGGCAGCUCAAUAAUGACAUUGUGAUUGAGAGAGACAUUUUCUUUGAUUUUAUGACAUCAAGUUCAGUAUAUGAAGGACGUGUGGAUGUUCCUGUGGACGAGCUACGUAAAGGAAACUGUUCCCUGGUGUUGAAGAACAUCAGAUUUACUGAUGAAGGUUUAUACAAAUCCUUUAUAAUGGAAUAUGUGUGGACUAUGGAAUGGAAAGAAGUUAACAGAGUUUAUCUCUCAGUUGAUGCUCUUCAGAUAUCAGCUCCAGUGGGUUCCACAGUUGUCCUGCCGUGUGAUUGGAGUCAUCUGUACAUCAAAACUCCUUACGUUCAGUGGUUUAUUGAUUUUGAGACUGUGUUUGAGCGAAAGGGUAAAGAUUCAUAUCAGGGUGAAGGAUAUGAGGGUCGUGUGGACGUUCCUGAGGACGAGCUGCUUAAAGGAAAAUGUUCCCUGGUGAUGAAGAACAUCAGAUUUAGUGAUACAGGAAUCUACAGCAGCUCCAUGUUAAUUACAGACACACAGGAACCUGUCUUGGUCCAGAAGGUUAAACUGACAGUUGACCACAGUGUUAAUGAGAGAGGAUCUUCAUCAGAGGAUUCAGACUCACACCAGACUGGAGGGAACAACUGGAUUAUUUUAUUUGUUGGGAUCAUAAGCUUCAUCAUCUUCAUCAACUGCAUUUUUGUGUUUGUGCACUACUGCUGUGUGAAAGGUCUCAGAUGUGCCACUGACUCCACUGAACAGGAUGGAAACAGACAUCAUCACAGUGUUCAGUACAACACAACAUCCGACAGUGUGACGUACACAACAGUCAACACACAAACACAGAGUUAAUGACCAACACAAGAUGGUCUGCUCUGAUCUCAUCAUGGAUUUCAGAUCAUCUUAAACUACGUCCCUGCACCACUGAGCUGAUGUUCAUCUCUGGAGCUUCAUCACCAUGUCAGGAUCUUCUGAUUUACUGCAGAACUCUCAGAUCACACAUCAUGG
This is a messenger RNA of Tachysurus fulvidraco (yellow catfish), 1518 nucleotides long. RefSeq lists its product as uncharacterized. Gene Ontology annotation, biological process: positive regulation of T cell proliferation; immune response; T cell costimulation. The coding region runs from base 391 to 1362 and encodes 323 amino acids. The record is from RefSeq and is a predicted model, not a curated record. Lineage: Eukaryota; Metazoa; Chordata; Actinopteri; Siluriformes; Bagridae. The transcript has 8 exons. Gene Ontology annotation, cellular component: external side of plasma membrane.